AUUCCGGUAGUCCGAGACGCAGCAGAGCCGCCCGUUGUCUCCCUAGUCUACAGUAGAUCAUGAGCUCCCGUUCGCUCAGUCACGCCCUCCGCGGCGGCCUCAGCGUCAACGUGCGCCGCCAGGCGCUGGCGACGCGUGGUAACCACGCCCACCGCCCUCCCCCGCCGCCGUUCGCACGCAUCAAGACGCCGGCCCAGCCGCUGCAUGAGGAAGCGGAGCUGGUUUGGAACGACGGAGUCGCCCCCGAGACGCUUAUUGACUUCGACGCGCCGCACAUUCCCAAGUACCAGGCAUUGCGACAAUGGCUCUACGGGUUGGGCGGCUUCGCUACGCUUAUGGGCGUCGUGACGCUUUACAACCCGGACUCGUGGCGACAGGCGUCGAAGCGUGGCAACCACCUGCCGAACCUCAAGUGGGAAUUGGGCGAGGCUAACGAGCCUGAUGGUGAGGUGGACGAGUAAGGUGCAGGAAACGUGCUGUCAGAUGUUGAGCGGAGGAGGUGGAUGUGACCGACUAGCUGCGUCCUGAAAGGUGGAGACUAUCGAGCACAGAUAACAACAACACACAAAAUAACAGAUCCAUAACACAAAGCAGGUCUACACUGGAGCUAGGAGAGAAAGAGACUGCUGUACAAACUGACAUCAAUUCCCCCGUUGACAAAACAGACAGCGUAGUGAAGGCACCGCUUGCAGCAAUCAAAAGCUGCACUUUU
Messenger RNA from Phytophthora infestans T30-4, 712 nucleotides. RefSeq lists its product as uncharacterized. Lineage: Eukaryota; Oomycota; Peronosporomycetes; Peronosporales; Peronosporaceae. The transcript is spliced from 2 exons. The record is from RefSeq and is a predicted model, not a curated record. The coding region runs from base 60 to 461 and encodes 133 amino acids.